Cucurbita moschata (crookneck pumpkin) is the source of this 1398-nucleotide messenger RNA. RefSeq lists its product as uncharacterized. Bases 16 to 1278 code for a protein of 420 amino acids. Lineage: Eukaryota; Viridiplantae; Streptophyta; Magnoliopsida; Cucurbitales; Cucurbitaceae. The record is from RefSeq and is a predicted model, not a curated record. The transcript has 2 exons.
UCAUCAAUCAAAAUCAUGCCUCCUUCUCUAUUCCCUUAUUCGUACAUCAAAAUUCGUUUCCUCACUCGCGUCCGCCAAUUCCUUCGCUCCAAAUCAUCUCGUAAGCGAUUCCGUUCACCGUCUGAUCCGUCGGAAAUUUCGAGGCCAGAAAUUCGGGACAGAGAAGAGAGUUAUAUCCGGCAGUAUGAUCCGGCGUCGUCCGUGUUGCAGAGGACAGUGAAGAGCCUCCACUUCGGCGACGGGGAGGAAAAACAGAGAGCGGCGAAGGAGAUUGAGAGGUUGAUUAAAGAGAGCGCCAAGGUUAGAAAAUUGAUGGUGGAUCUCGGAGUUAUACCUGCUUUGGUGGCGAUGGCGGAUUCCGAUCAGUUGGCAGUUAGGGCAUUGAUUGAACUUGCUAACGAUACUCUCCUGAACAAGACAGUAAUGGUGGAGGAAGGGAUCUUAUCAAAGCUACCGAAGAACACCCAGUUCGCAACAAUGGAUUCAUCCAGCUUUGAAUUUGCAGAGCUUUUAUUGUCACUUUCAUGUCUAGCAAACACCCAGUUGUUUCUUGCUUCAACCGAACCAGUUGUUUCAUAUCUCUUAACCAUACUCAACAAUUCAAAAUCGAGCCCUGAAACCAAAGCAUUUUGUUUGGCAACUUUAUUCAACAUUUCCACUGUCCUAGAAAAUGCAGAGACCUUAAUCUCCAAUGGUGUGGUUCCAACGCUACUCAGAUUCUCCAGUGUCAAAGAGUCUUCCGAGAAAGCCUUACCGACGCUAGCAAACUUAGCAGUGACUUCAAAAGGGAAGCAAGCUCUGGAAAGCAACUCAAGAUUCGCAGAGAUUUUGGUAGAGAUUUUGACAUGGGAAGAGAAACCCAAAUGCCAAGAACUUUCAGCGGACAUCAUAAUGAUUCUGGGCCAUCAAAGCUGGGCGCAAAGGGAGAGAUUGGGCGAGUCCUGCAUCGCCCCUGCGCUGCUGGGAUUGGCGCUGUUAGGAAGCUCAUUAGCUCAAAGGCGAGCUCUGAAACUGCUGCAAUGGUUUAAAGAUGAGAGGGAGGCGAGAGUGGGGCCGCAUUCUGGACCUCAAAGGGGUGGGAUAGUUGCAGUAGGCUCAGGAUUGAGUGAGGAGGAGGUUGAGAAAGGGAAGAGGAUAAUGAGAAGCCUGGUGAAGCAGAGCCUGUAUAAGAAUAUGGAGAUAAUAACUCGACGAGCCAAUGCUGCUGGGGAAUGUUAUAGUCCAACCAUUAGGAGGACCUUGGUUUCCAGCAUUAGUUCCAAGAGUUCGCCUUUUUGAAACACCUCCAAAUCCAUUACGCAUUUGUAAACUUUCAUCGCCCUGCCCCUCUGUAUUCUAUCGUCUUCUGCAGCUCAAUCAAAGCCAAACGAAGUCAACAAUGGUUUAUAUUGUCCAGUU